AUGACGAGCGGGGAUAUUAUUUAUGACAAGAUCCACUUCAGACAUGACCCAAAAUGGAGCGGCCGCCUGGGGCCGGCGGAGGGGGGCGGGCUGCUGCUCUGUGUGCCCUGUGUCAUUGAAAUGAUUGACAGUGACGAUAUUGCGUCAGUGAGGAAGUCUUAUGCCUUGUCUGGCAUCACUGGGGUGCUGAAGUGUUCGCCGGGGGCCCUGAGGGAGCUUCUCCGCCAGGACCACCGAGUCUCUUUGCGUUUUACAGCUUCUCUGCUGGGGAUGCUUCACACCGUGGAGGACCCAGACAUUCUGGAAAAGGUUAACCAAGUGCUGGUUCAGCUGCUUCUAGAGCUCCAGUGUGAGCUGUCACUUCGCUUUGUUUUGGAUGAGGUACACAAACAGCUGAGUGACCAGCUCUGUGUGAAGGGCUUCCUGCCCACCGUCAACUUCUUGGGGAGCCUAAUGGAAGCAGUCCCCGAUGUGGCCCAUAGUCUGCUGACUCAUUAUGUGCCUUUGCUGGAGCACCUGUGCUCGGCAUUGCUUCACCCAGAUGAAGCGCUGAAGGCUUCGGUCCUGUAUGUGUGGCUCAAGCUGUUCGGGACAGCCGGGGGCUCGGCGCAGUCCUUGCCCAUUGCCAUCAGGGACAGAGUGUGUAUCCUGCUGCUGCAUACCUUGGCCAAUGCCAGUUCCACCCAACUCAUCAACAACUGCGUUGGCCUGCUGUGGUUGCUGCUGCAGCUGGGAGACGCAGUCUCAGUUCUGAUGAACAGCCCCAGCAAUCAGGUCAUGUGCAGUGAGAACCAGAACAGCCACACCAACAACAGCCAGAUGCUCAGCCAAAACCAAGAGCAACAGUCCCCUGACCAUUGCCCUCUGCCUCUCAUACUGAAAAAGUUGCUGCUGAGUGGCGAUGAGAUGUUGCAGACCGCCAGUGUAAAGUGCAUUGCAGCCAUCCUGGUUCAUUCUCCCAGUCAGUGCAGCGCUCCCUUCAUUACGGCUGACAUACCUGAGUUUCUGUUUGACCGUCUGGCCAGUAGCAGAAGUGAGGUGCUGCUGUGGUCUGUCUAUAGCUGUUUGGUGUUGCUGACAAGCGACCCCCUCUUCUUCUCCCAGUGUCACUCUGUCUAUGGUAUUGAGUCCCUGGUGCGCAGCCUGAAGGAAGCGCUGCAUCUGACCAACCUGGAAGUGCCGAAACAAGGUCUGCUGCUCCUUACUGAGAUACUGGAAAGGCAGCCCACAAGCGUACGGCUGUUCCCAAGUGGACCAGGGUUUGCAGCAGUGUCAGAGGCUUUGGUAGCUGGAGUCUCCUCCUCCUGCCUGCUGGUAGCCUCACAGGCUGCCAACGCUGCCUCUGCCCUGCUCAGAGUGAACCACCAGCCCAGACCAGUCCAGUACAGGGAGAUAGAGGGUUUGAUAGAGGCCAUCACAAGCAGAUGCUCUGAGCUGCACCUACCCUCUGCUGCUCAUCGUCGAGGCUGCGGGAGUAGGAAGAGCAGCCAGGCUUCCAGGUCAGAGGGAUUUCUGCUCCAGGCCCUGGUCUGUUUUCAGGCUGCCUGCAGGUUGGCUGAGGAGUGUGCAUCAGAGCCUCUUCUGAAGGAGAACACGUUCACAGCUCCCUCUAAACACAGCCAUGCUCACGACUCACUGGAGUCUCUGUGUCAGUGUCUGCUGCACUGCUGUGACUCCGUCUGGAUACCCACCGUCAUUAGGAUGUGUGAGCGUGCACCCAACGCUCAGAUACUGCAGUGCUUCUACUCCAUCCUCUCCUCCCAGUUCACCCUCCUCCCAUCUCUCAUGCCGGUCUUUGCAAAUAAGCUAGCGUCCUCUGGUUUCUACAGGCUGGCUCUGGAACACAAAGGGCUCCUCUGUGCAGGAAACAGGAACCCGGAUCUAAAUGCGUCUGGCUGUGGCUUUCUACGGAAACUCAGCAUGUGUCUGCUUUCCCAGUCAGACCCUGCUUUUGCCUCCUAUCAGCACGAUGUUGAGGAGGCAGAGAAUCUUCUGCAAUACAACCUUCCCUCUCUGUGUUUUCGGCUGUCAGACUGGCCCUCUCUGCUGUGCGAGGACCCAGGGCUCCAGCUGUGUGAAUAUAAAGGACCAAGGGCCACUCAGUACUGUCUGCUGAUAAUACUACACCUUGCACUGCAGCAAGGAGACAGGCUCCUCCCAGACCAGAUAGUGUUCUCCAGUGUGGCGUGGCUGUUGCAUUCAGUGCAGGAGCAGGGCGGCUGUGCCCUGCCUCGCUGUGUGCUCCGCUCUGCCCUCUACCUGCUGGCAGUGACACAGGACCAGAGCCCCAACCUUGACGGGGCUCCUUUUAACUGCAUCAGCAAGGCUCUCUCCUCCUGCCAAAGCUUCUCUUCGCUCUACAUUCACCAUCCUGCACUCCUCCACUUCAUCUGUCGCUAUCCAAAGCUAGCAGGGAAAUUUGGGCCCCUGGUCUUGGAGCUUUGGCUGACCAAGCAAACACAGCACACAGAUGGAGAGCAGACCAUGGCGGAUGUACAGGAGAAGACAGAGAGGAGAGGAAGCCGUGCAGACGACCAGGAGCCAGACACAGAAACUACAGAGCUACUGGCUCUGAUAGAGAAGUACCCAGCUGUCAUACUGACACUCCUGGACAUGGUUUGCACCAGGGAGGCCCCCCUCGCAGGGCGAGCACUAGGGGUGCUGGAAGUUCUCUUGCGUGGUCAAACAGAGUACGAGGCUGAUUUGUGUUCCAGGCUUAGGUCAGCCCUGCUCCAGACAUUACAGAGGCUCAGUAUGGAGAACAUGGGCCAUGGGUUUGGACAGGGACACACUGCACAGGCGGUGAACUCGCUCCCUCUGGUGCUGAAGCUGCUCUGUAUGACGCAGGCCAGUGACCCACCUUCCUCAUCCUCCUACAGUGAGAUGGACGGAGUGCACUUCAAGCUGCUCUACCACGUGAGUAAUAUAGCUGGAAGGUUGAAGCCUACCAAUACAGAGAGCCUGCUACCUGCCCUCAGCUACCUGUACUGCUGCCUGAGUCUGUCCCCAGCACACUGCUCCGACAGAGCUGUCUCCAUGCUGCUCUCCAACACUGGACUGAUGGACCAGCUGCAGACAGUCUUCUCCGCCUCCUCCUCCUCCUCCUCCUCCUCCUCGUGCUCCUUCUCUCCUCCAUCAGCCCUGCUGUGCUGCAGCCAUCUACUCCUGUCCUCCCUCAUUACCUUGCAGCGCGUUCACUGUGCACAGGUCCAUAAGAGCAUCAGUUGGAGUCUGGACGCAGCUGUGCAGCAACUCCUUCUUCAGAAAAGAAACACAGACAAUCUGUUGCUGGUCAGCUACCUGAGGUUGCUGCGGGCUCUACUUGACGGUGAUCUGGCGUCAGAGGUGGUGUGUGUGAGCAGUGGUCCCGGCUUGGUCGGGCCCAGGCCCCUGGGGUUCGAGGACGGCGCCUUGUACCCGCUCGGCUCCAGAGGGGCCCAGUGCCUCUCAACUGCUCUCAGCGGACUUCUUUUGCAGAAGCACGAGCUGUUGCUGAGAGCCUCAGUGAACUGUCUCAGCUCCCUGCUGGGCUUCCUUCAGAGGAAGAGUCCCCCAACAGCAAAGUUUGUGGUGCGUCAGCCAUGGAUUCGAUUCCUCCUCUGCUGCCUGCUCAGCUCAGGAGAGAACUGCCUUCUGCACCCUGCCGUCCUCAGAGUCAUCACAGUUCUCCUGCAGCACGGUAGUACGGCGGUGCUGUGGGAGCCUGACCUGCUCCAGGUGAUGGAGGCGGCGGAGAGGAAAGGGCUGAAGGAGCUCAGCGAGGAUGCAGCACAGGCCCUCGGGCUGCUCCUCACACAGAUCCAGAGCAGUGUCCUGCAGCCACCACCCACAGAGGAGCACAAGCAGAGAGUGAGGAGUAUGAUGGAGUCCCUCAGCCUGCAGGCACCAGCCCAGAGCUGCAGCCCUGGUCUGCCCAGCAACGUCCUGCGUGUUGGAGAUGUGUCCAUCUGUCUGUCUGACUUUACACUGAACUGAUGUUAUGACAGAUGUUUUGACGCCGUCAGUUUGGCUGUUUGUGUCAUUGUUCACUCAUUGUUCCAUUUCUUUCAUUCCUACACACCUGCUGUGUUU
Chelmon rostratus (copperband butterflyfish) is the source of this 4071-nucleotide messenger RNA. RefSeq names its product meiosis inhibitor protein 1. The record is from RefSeq and is a predicted model, not a curated record. Bases 1 to 3975 code for a protein of 1324 amino acids. Gene Ontology annotation, biological process: meiosis I. NCBI's taxonomy places the organism in Eukaryota, Metazoa, Chordata, Actinopteri, Chaetodontiformes, Chaetodontidae. The transcript has 32 exons.